Sphaeramia orbicularis (orbiculate cardinalfish) is the source of this 3968-nucleotide messenger RNA. RefSeq names its product dnaJ homolog subfamily C member 16-like. Bases 224 to 2626 code for a protein of 800 amino acids. The record is from RefSeq and is a predicted model, not a curated record. Lineage: Eukaryota; Metazoa; Chordata; Actinopteri; Kurtiformes; Apogonidae. The transcript is spliced from 15 exons.
UAACUUGACGCAGGGGGUUGGAGAUGUCCAACGUUAGCCUGGAAAAUGAUAGCCACUAGAGUAAAAUAAUGCUGUGUCUUUUACGUUUUAUUAUAUCCAAUAUGUCGUCAGAUGCGAUGAUAUAAUGUCGUACCUUUAGUCAUUUGUCUGAUACAGAGAAGCCUAGUGACAGUACUUUAACGGGCCGGUUGGUGCUAACGUCGUUGGUCGAACAGUGGCAGCUAUGACGGUUAGAAGACACAGCCGACAUCCCCUGACUGAUCUGAUUACGCUGGCCAUCUUUCUGCUCGUUUUGGGAGGUCAGCUAGUUGAAACAACGUCUGAGUAUGAUCCCUAUAAAAUCCUGGGUGUUAGCAGGAGUGCCAGUCAAGCAGAAAUUAAAAAGGCAUACAAGAACCUGGCCAAAGAAUGGCAUCCAGAUAAGAACAAGGACCCCACAGCUGAAGACAUGUUCAUCAAGAUUUCAAAGUCCUAUGAGAUUCUGUCUAAUGAGGAGCGUAGGGCCAACUUUGACCGCUAUGGGCAGGUGGAUGAAAACCAGCCCUUUGGACAGUCACAGCAUCACGGUUUCCGCAGCUUCCACAACAGCUUUUACUUUGAUGAGGCUUUUUUCCAUUUUCCCAGGUCCCGGGACUUUGCAGACAGCAAGUACCUGCUUCACCAUGUGAGGUUUAACAGCGAGGUGUUGCCAGACAGCCAUAAGAGGCCAUAUUUAAUUAAAGUGACCUCUGACUGGUGUUUUGGAUGCAUCCACAUUGAGCCUGUGUGGAAGGAGACUGUGCAGGAACUGGAGCCACUGGGUGUGGGCAUUGGCAUUGUGGACUUGGGUAGUGAGCGUCGCCUGGCCAGCCAGCUGGGAGCUCAUCGUGCUCCCUCCAUCAUUGGGCUGGUGAACGGCAGGGUGACCUUCUUCCAUCAGGCUAUUGUACGGCAACACAUGCGACAGUUCAUUGAAGACCUGCUGCCCCACAAACUGGUGGAAAAGAUCACAGACAACAACUACCUAUCAUUUCUGGAUAGCUGGCGUGUGGAAAAUAAGCCCAGUAUUCUCUUGUUUGACCAAGUCCCUGUUGUUCCAUUUCUCUUCAAGUUAACAGCUUUUGCCUUCAGAGACUAUGUGCGUUUCGGCUACGUAGACCAGGGAGACAAACAGAUUACUCGCCUACUUCGACAGUUCAACAUAAACACAUAUGCCCCAACCAUGCUCCUGUUUAAGGAGGACACUGAAAGGCCUGUGGACAUCAUCCAGGCCAGGGGAAUGAAAAGGCAGAUCAUGGAUGAGUUUGUCUCCAACAAUAAGUUCCUGCAGGUGCCUCGACUGGUCAACCAGCAACUUUUUGAUGAGCUGUGUCCUGUCAAGCAGUUCCACAGACGCAGAAAGUUCUGUAUCCUGCUGAUCACAGGUGAGGACCAGGCUUUUGUAUCAAGCAAUAAAGCCUUCCUGGACUUUGCCACAGCCAACAAAAAAGAUGUGCUACGAUUUGCAUACGUCUACCAGCGUCAGCAGCAGCCGCUCUGUCAGGCUCUGCUUCCUAACCAGCCUGCACUUUCACCUCAGGUAGUGAUCCUCGAGAGGCGGAGCCAGGCUGGGAGGGUCCUGUACCGCUCUGUGAGCGGAGGCUGGAACGGCAGCAAUGAAGACAAGUUUCGCCUCCAUGAAGAGCUGGAGCAUCUUCAGAAGGACCCCUCCUAUCUGACCUCAGACACCACGCUGCCUGAACUCAACAACGAGAUGGCCCCGAUAUUUAUCAUCCAGUGGAUGAAUGCUGCGUAUGAUUACAUCCUUCAAAUAUAUGACGACCUUCUCUACUCAAACUGGCGAGAGAUGAUGCCCAUCCUGUCACUGAUCUUCUCCGCCCUCUUCAUUCUUUUUGGCACUGUCAUCAUCCAGGCCUUCAGUGAGCCAGGUGAGAACAAACCUCAGAAACCAAAGCCAAAGGAACAACCGCAACCUGAUGAUGAUGGGUCAAGUAGAGCAAAUACCUCAAGCCGUCCUCCUAAAAAGGACUUUUUGGAAGUGACAGAGCUCACAGACAUGACGUACAUCAGUAACCUGGUUAAGCUGAGACCUGGUCACAUCAAUGUUGUACUGGUGCUCACAGAUGCUUCUAAAAAUGCCCUGCUCAAGAAGUUUGCGAAAGAAGUCUACACGUUCUCUGGAACCCAGACACUACACUUCUCCUUCCUCAACGCUGAUAAGCACCGCCACUGGAUGCCAACGCUACUUCGUUCGGCCUCUGGUGCCACUCACAUAUCCGAUGAAGAGGAGGAGUCUUCAGACUACACUGGCCACGUCCUGGCUCUCAAUGGCCACAAGAGAUACUUUUGCAUGUUCAGGCCAGUCUUCACCGGGGACGACCCCAGCGAUUCCUCAUCAGAUACCUCAUUAUCCUUUGACAGCAGAAGAAAGUCCCGGUCUCGGUCCAGGUCCAGCUCCCAUUCUCGAUCCCGGUCCCAUUCUAGGGAGGACAGGGUGGGUGCCAAGAGGGGUUCUAGCAGGGCCACCAACAUAGACGUUCACCAUAAGCUGGACAAGCUGGGACUCUGGAUGGAGAGGCUGAUGGAGGGGACUCUGCCCAGACUGCAGGUCCCUGACUGGCCUUCCCUGAAAGAAACAGAAAGCUGAGGUCAAAGUAAGAAAUGGCAGCAGCUACACAACAUUGCAGUUUUCUAAUUAUUACUUACGUUCUCAUUCAGGUAGAUUGCCACUGAACUGUUGUGUGUGUUUACACUGUUUUGUUACAGUUACUCCCAGAAGUGAAUAUGCACUGUUAGAAUUAUGUCACUGUAACUUUCCAAGCAGCUCCACGAGAGGUACUGAGGUGAGAUUUUAUACAGUGGACAGUGUGUACUCACUUCUAUGAGCUACUGUAAUUUGUGCAUUAAAUGGUAUUCAGGAAGUGAAAACCGUUGAAAAGGUAUUCCACAAACCCCCCAUGUGUAUACCUAGAAGGAUGCUGAGAUGAAGAUGUGUCUGGUAUUUUCCUAUCUUUAUGAACACUGUUUUAUGAAUGAAUCAGUUUUGAAGAGUGUCUUCUGACAUGUUCUUAAAACAUCAUAUAAAUGUAGCUCAUACCACAGACACUAGAUAUGACGGUACAAAUGUUAGCUUUGACCUCUGUACGUGAUCAGAUCUCCAUAUGAAUAAAGGCAUGAAUAUCGAGCCUUUUGCACUCAGUCUAUAGAUAAAUUAUUUUUAACUGUUAGGUUAAAGUAGAUUAUUGCUCUUGCAUAUAUUACACAGCUUCUAUGUGAAUCCAGGAAUAAGGGCAUGCAGAGUCUCACAGCAUGGUAAGCAGCAAUAAUACACUUUUUUAUAUAAUAUCACCUAGACUUCAGUAUGUUUUUAAGACAUAGCUGUUACAUAAGAGGUUUUCCAAAUCAUGCUGUCGUGCUGCACAGACUAUAUCAUCAUUUCUUUUGCUGCUGUUUUAUUUGGGAUUUAAAUAAGAUUAUGCUGCUUGCCAAGUUUAAACUAAUAAUAUUGAAUAUUGUUUGUUGGGUAAGUGGUACCCAUAUUGAUGCUGAUCUGCCUUUUUGUCUUUACAUUUGCUUUUUAUGUUGUCAUUAAUGUUUGACUCAUUCUAUCAUUUACUGUUAUCCCAUCACACUUCCUUUUUAUGAAGUUUGUGCCCGUAAAUGUUAAUGCAUGGAAUAGGUCAACCUAAAAUCACUAAAUAUGUAUAGAGUUAGCACUGACAACCUAACUGUUUAAAUCCUUCUGUCUUUUCCCUUUUCUCUUUAACUGAAUAAUUUGCUGCUCAACAAACACUAGUUGCAGUCCUAAACUUGUUUUUCUUGAAUGUCAGUCAAUACUUCAUCUAUAUUGAUAUCCAACUCUAUGAGAUGAGGUGCAAUUUAUGAAAAUAAACUUUUUAUUUGUUUUAUUUAUGACUGUGUGGACGCAUUUGAACUGAGGUAAUUUUUUGUCUUCCAUAAUGCUUUAAUAAAUAUUUUCUUUACAACAA